Messenger RNA from Dalotia coriaria, 3525 nucleotides. RefSeq lists its product as uncharacterized. The record is from RefSeq and is a predicted model, not a curated record. Gene Ontology annotation, cellular component: cytoplasm. The transcript is spliced from 8 exons. The coding region runs from base 602 to 2302 and encodes 566 amino acids. Gene Ontology annotation, molecular function: glycosyltransferase activity. NCBI's taxonomy places the organism in Eukaryota, Metazoa, Arthropoda, Insecta, Coleoptera, Staphylinidae.
AUGACGCAUGCAUGCUGCUGUUCGCGCGACGCCACCGCCAGCCGCCACCGCGCUCGGCUUCAUUCGGCGCGCGCGGGGGUGACGAGGGUGCGAUCAGUUGCGCGAAGCCCCCGAACGUCAGCUGUUGAGAGUAGUUGUUGCGGGCCCGAACCGACCGGCCGACGUGCGCAGCGAGCGAGCGACGUGCUUGCAGAGCAACUUACUUCCGCCGCCUCCACCGACCCGCUGCACGUUGUUCGGUCGUUAGACGCGAAAAUCUGAAUGAAAAUCGCCCGCGAACGAGUCGAUUUGAUCGUUGUGAAGAUGUGACGUGUGGUGAACACCUGUGCCGGCGCCCACUGCAGACGAAUUCAUCACCGGCGCGAGCACCACGCCAAAUAGCGACGAAAGAAAAUCGGCGACGAUUAAAUAGAUCCUUCAUCGAGAAUACCCGCACGCAAUUUUAAAAUGGGCAACGUGAACUAAGCGCAAGCGAUGAAUCCAGCAAUUGCAUAAUUGCAUCGCAUCCGAAGCACAGAAGCACUCCGACAACCGGAAGAGAAAAGAAGAGGAAAACGGCCGCAAGAUUUCCAUUAAAAAAUUGGUCAAACGGUUUAAGAAGAUGAGUGCGUCCAGCGGUGGCAGCAGUAAAAGCAGUAAGCGAUACAUGGCGAUGAGGAACAAACAGCGUGCCAAUAUGUCGUUCUUCAUUGUGGUUAUGUUUUUCGCCGUCUUCGGUAUUAUCGUAUUCACCGAGAUCUUCCUAAUCGACGAGCGAGGCCGCGGCGGAGGAGUUCUGGUCCGCCACGGCUCCCUUACCUACCACCAUCGCCAGCAGGAUCGUGGAGAGUACGACGAUGUUAUGCAGAGUGAUGAUUACAUAUCGAUAAGAAUGAACAACAACGAGCGCACCCUUCGAGAGGACACAAUCGGCGCGGUGCUUUUAGGCCGCCGACCAGCACCACUCCAUGCACGCCCCGACACCACCGUGAAUGAGCGCGAGGUGCUCACCGAGGGCCAACUACCCCCGUUCUCCAAUAACAGCAUACCCAUGGAUGGUACUUGGCAGACUGUCAACGGCACUAGGUACAAGUUCUACGUGUUCUCGGCGUUCUUCGACAAUCGUAAGGGCCAACGAGCCAUCCGCGUCAUCGGGGCGACUAAGAUGCGAGGACCCGAGAGAGUGUGGUGCCGAUUGUGGUACAAAUUCGGCGAGAAUAAUGGCACCACAUUUACCAGCAAGACGGUGGUGGCUAAAAUUAAAAUUAUCCGGGAGAAUUGGAACCUCAAGUAUAGUGCAUGUUUUGUGAUGUGUCCAAUGCAGCGGAACCAGUCAGUUCCCAAUUAUGUGUCCAUCGUGUCCAAAGUGAAGUUCCCGCCAUCCAACACGCUCAUCGUGGUAAAUAAUUUCAACGAAUCGUUUGCGUCGCCCAACGACAGAAAUCGGCAGAAGAAAUUCGCCAUUUGUGUGAAACCGCUGCAUUUCGACUAUAACCGAGCGCUGCAAAUAUUGGAAUUCAUCGAACUGAAUCGCAUCAUGGGUGUAGAGCACUUCACCUUCUAUAAUCACACCGUGGGAAAGCAGGUCGGUUGCAUUCUGAACGACUACGUCAAGAAAGGAUUAGUCAGCCUGCUGCCAUGGCAGUUAAAUAUGGUCUCACAGAAGGAGAUUCGUACAGAGGGAUUGUUUGCCGCACUCAAUGACUGUCUUUACCGCAGCAUGUACAAGUACACACACGUUCUGCUCAUCGAUUUGGACGAGUACAUCAUUCCUCGGCACAAUGACACGUUGCCACAGCUAGUCGAUUAUCUAUCGACUAGAAUCAACACACGCUCCACCGGCUCGUUCUCGUUCCAAAACGCUUUCUUUUACCUGCAAUGGGGCGAUGGCGACUUUGUUUAUGAAAGCCACGACUCAGUGGCGGCCGGUUUGGUCACCUUGAAGAAAGUGCGUCGGAAAACAAAGCUGCAUCCUCACAAACAGCGUUCGAAGUAUAUUUGCUUGCCGGAACAGGUCGUGGAGGCGGGCAAUCACUUCGUCUGGGAGUACAUCCCCGGCCAUGGCACAUUCAAUGUGCCUGCGGACUCGGCCAUCUUGCAUCACUAUCGCAUAUGUGAGUUCGGCGGCGACGACUGCAUCAAUACGGCGAGCACCAUCGACAACACCGCCUACCGAUAUAAAGAUCAGCUCAUCGCCAACGUGAAGGCGAAAUUCCAAGGGUACAAGGUGCCAUGCCAGUUGCCCGAAUUGCCACCGCCGCCAGAGCGUGGGUUCGAAAAACUGCUCAAAAUCUUCAAGAGCGACGCGUUCAAGAGCAGAUAAUGAACGAGGCGCGCAAGCCUGGCCUCCUCUUCGGCUUGAACUAUAUCAGAAACAAGUCUAUGCUUUAAGUAUUAUUCUAUCAAAGUUUAAAUCAAAAUGGCGACGAAUCUCCAAAAUGUACACUCAUUUAAUAAUUCAAUUGUGAUAAACGCUUAGUUACUCAUUUUUCCCUUUCACUUGAUUUCUCAUUUAGUUUUGCUUCAGAUUGGGAAAAAUUGAAGAAGUAUAAAUCUAUGACGUUACACUGCAUUCAGAUGAGUAAAGUUCGCCACAAAUCUAUGCUAAUUUUGUAAAUAAUCAUUUGUACUAGUAUCUACUGGACCUAUUUAACUAUUAAGUAAUAAUUAAGGAAUACUAUACUAAUAAAAAGACCAAAUUUGCGCAAUGUAAUGCCAAAAGAAGUUAAACGAGGUUUUAAAGCAAAAACGAAAGAAACAAACACUGUUGAAAGUCUUUUCAUAUUGAGCAAUCUGAGUAUGUAAGUGCUACCAACCAGUAUUUAAAGUUAAAGCUCAGUUUACUAGUGCUAAAAUACACAUAUUCAAUAUCUAAGUAAAAAGUAAAUGAUCGCAACUAAAAUUUCUAACAAAUAAAACGAAACACCGAUAAUCAUAGGAAACACACACAUCUAAAGACAUAUUCAUUUGCAUAAUGACUAACCCAACCAGAGAGUACUUUAUAAAGUUUUGUUUAAACAUAGUGAAUAGUAUUGUACAUUGCUAGAUUUCUAUGUUCUGUUAGAAAAGAGUGGUAGGACGCGUAUUACAUAACAAACCGAUUAGAAUAGGCUAGUUACAAAGAGGAUAUUUAACUAAACGAGUAAACGGAAAAGGAAAAAGAAAUUACAAUGACAAUAUUAUAUCAAAUCUAACACUUUCUUUAUCGUCGGACGUUUCAAGAGUUUCUAUUGACAUUUUCUACCAUCACCAAUUGCAGCAUCGGUUAGCAGUUAUUUUCUUGUAGCUUUUGUAUGGAUAGUUUACAAAUAGCAAUCCGAAACUAACAUUCUCAAUUAAAUGAUUUGUGAUCUUCAAACUUUCAAACAUACUGCUGAUAGCUAUAAACUGUGAAAUGUAUACUACUUUCGUUGUGAUUCUUGUUGUUUCUUACUUUCUUACUACCUAGAAAGAAAACUAAAAUAAUUAGGUAAGCGAAUGACGACAAAUUUAUUGAAUGUAAGUCUAUUUAUCAAGGGAUUAAAUAAAAUGAAUUUUUAUCUAAAA